AUGGAUAUAACGACGGCGGUGUUCAACGCGGCCAGAGAUGGUAAGCUGAAACUUAUCCAGAAGUUGCUGAGCAACAAAACUCCCGAAGAGCUCGAGGCUUUGGCCGAAGAGAAGACACAGGGAGGCACCCCUCUCUUGAUAGCGUCGCGAUACGGACAUUUAGAUGUCGUCGACUACCUCCUUGUACAUUGCAAAGCCAACGUGGAACUCGGAGGCUCGGUCAACUUUGACGGCGAAACUAUCGAGGGGGCUCCUCCGUUGUGGGCGGCGUCGGCGGCCGGCCACCUUCCGGUGGUCAAGACGCUUCUUAAACACGGCGCCUCGGUGAACAACGCCACGCUCACAAACUCCACUCCCCUCCGAGCCGCCUGCUUCGACGGCCACUUGGAAAUCGUCCGCUACCUGGUGGAACACAGAGCUGACAUGGAGGUGGCCAACAGACAUGGCCACACCUGUCUCAUGAUCUCCUGCUACAAGGGCCACAAGGACAUCGCCAAGUUCUUACUGGACCGCGGUGCCGACGUCAACCGUAAGAGCGUCAAAGGCAACACGGCCCUCCACGACUGCGCCGAAUCCGGCAGCUUGGACAUCAUGAAGAUGUUGCUGAAGUGUAGCGCCCGUAUGGAGCGGGACGGCUACGGGAUGACCCCGCUCCUGGCCGCCAGCGUGACUGGACACACCAACAUCGUGGAGUACUUGGCCCACCAGCCUCGCGCUUCCAGGGAAGAACGAAUAGACGCGUUGGAACUGCUGGGAGCCACUUUCGUGGACAAGAAACGUGAUCUUCUGGGGGCCAUGAAGUACUGGAGACGAGCCAUGGAGCUGAGGCAGCCGGGGGAAAAAGCCGGGUGCUUGAGCAAGCCCCCUCCCGGGCCGCCCGUCCCCGCGUACGGCUGCGCGCGGGAGGUCAACAACUCCCAAGAACUGGAAGCGCUGAUCACCGACCCCGACGAGAUGAGGAUGCAGGCCUUGCUGGUCCGCGAGCGCAUCCUGGGCCCGUCCCACCCGGACACCUCCUACUACAUCCGCUACAGAGGGGCGGUCUACGCCGACUCAGGCAAUUUCGAAAGGUGCAUCAGCUUGUGGAAAUACGCUUUGGAUAUGCAGCAAAACAACUUGGAUCCCCUCAGCCCCAUGACGGCCUCCAGUUUCCUGUCCUUUGCCGAGCUCUUCUCCUUCGUGCUCCAGGACCGCGCCAAGGGCACCAUGGCCACGCGCGUUACCUUCCACGACCUGAUGACGGUGUUGGGCAAAAGCGUGCGAGAGGUGGAGCGAACUGUGGCGCAGAAGGACAAUCCGCCGGAAGCUCCUCAGUUCACCAAAGCGCUGGCCAUCAUCCUCCAUCUCAUCUUCCUGCUGGAAAAGCUGGAGUGCAACCCGGAGCAGGAGCACCAGAAGAAGCACACCGUCUACCGUCUGCUCAAGCUGAACCCCCGCGGCCGCUGCGGUUACACGCCGCUCCAUAUGGCGGCCGACAAGGAGACCACCUCGGUGGGCCGUUACCCGGUGGGCCGCUUCCCCUCGCGGGCGGUGGCGGCACUGCUGCUGGAGUGCGGCGCCGACGUGGACGCGCGGGACUGCGACAACAACACGCCGCUACACGUGGCCGCCUGCAACGGCUGCCCGGAGAUUAUGGCGCUGCUGGUCAAGGCCGGCGCGCACUUCGACGCCACCAACGCACAGAGGAAGGCGCCCUACCAGCUUUUAGAAGAGCACAAUAUCGGACACCCGGCGCUCUGCCCGCUUAACUACGUCACCCUUCAGUGCCUGGCCGCUCGCGCCGUGGAAAAGCACAAACUUCCUUACAGGGGGCUCAUCUCGGAGGAGAUGGAAGCGUUUAUCGAGCUGCACUGA
This is a messenger RNA of Nerophis lumbriciformis (worm pipefish), 1854 nucleotides long. The record is from RefSeq and is a predicted model, not a curated record. NCBI's taxonomy places the organism in Eukaryota, Metazoa, Chordata, Actinopteri, Syngnathiformes, Syngnathidae.